AGGUUUUUCCCCUCCCUCCCCUCUGCCGCUAGUGAGUGCGCGAACGAGAAAGGAGGAGGGCGCUUCAGGCGAAAGAGCUGCAGACGCCAUUAUCCUCUGUUUCUCUGCUGCUGCAACCUCGACGUCUUACCUACGUCCCGCUUUCUUGCGGCCUAUAGGCUACUGCAACACUAGGGUGUCAGUUGGUCCCGCCCAGAACUUCAGUUCUGCUCUGCAAGGAUAUAUAAUACCUGAUUGGUGUGUCUAUUUAAUACAAGAAAAUGGAAACUGAACAGCCAGAGGAAACCUUCCCCAACACCGAAACCAAUGGUGAAUUUGGUAAACGCCCUGCAGAAGAUAUGGAAGAGGAACAAGCUUUUAAAAGAUCUAGAAACACUGAUGAGAUGGUUGAAUUGCGCAUUUUGCUUCAGAGCAAGAAUGCUGGGGCAGUGAUUGGAAAAGGAGGCAAGAAUAUUAAGGCUCUCCGUACAGACUACAAUGCCAGUGUUUCAGUCCCAGACAGCAGUGGCCCCGAGCGCAUAUUGAGUAUCAGUGCUGAUAUUGAAACAAUUGGAGAAAUUCUGAAGAAAAUCAUCCCUACCUUGGAAGAGGGCCUGCAGUUGCCAUCACCCACUGCAACCAGCCAGCUCCCGCUCGAAUCUGAUGCUGUGGAAUGCUUAAAUUACCAACACUAUAAAGGAAGUGACUUUGACUGCGAGUUGAGACUGCUGAUUCAUCAGAGUCUGGCAGGAGGAAUUAUUGGGGUCAAAGGUGCUAAAAUCAAAGAACUUCGAGAGAACACACAGACAACAAUCAAGCUUUUCCAGGAAUGCUGUCCUCAUUCCACUGACAGAGUCGUGCUUAUUGGAGGAAAACCUGAUAGGGUUGUAGAGUGCAUCAAGAUCAUCCUUGAUCUUAUAUCAGAGUCUCCCAUCAAAGGACGUGCACAGCCUUAUGAUCCCAAUUUUUACGAUGAAACCUACGAUUAUGGUGGUUUUACAAUGAUGUUUGAUGACCGCCGUGGGCGCCCUGUGGGAUUUCCCAUGCGGGGAAGAGGUGGUUUUGACAGAAUGCCUCCUGGCCGGGGUGGGCGUCCUAUGCCUCCAUCUAGAAGAGAUUAUGACGAUAUGAGCCCUCGUCGGGGACCUCCACCACCUCCUCCUGGACGAGGUGGCCGGGGUGGUAGCAGAGCUCGGAAUCUUCCUCUUCCUCCACCACCACCACCUAGAGGAGGAGAUCUAAUGGCCUAUGACAGAAGAGGAAGACCCGGAGACCGCUACGACGGCAUGGUUGGUUUCAGUGCGGAUGAAACUUGGGACUCUGCAAUAGAUACAUGGAGCCCAUCAGAAUGGCAGAUGGCUUAUGAACCACAGGUUGAGUAUCACAGGUAUUAUUCCUAUGCAGGGGGUCGUGGCUCAUAUGGUGAUCUUGGUGGACCUAUUAUUACUACACAAGUAACUAUUCCCAAAGAUUUGGCUGGAUCUAUUAUUGGCAAAGGUGGUCAGCGGAUUAAACAAAUCCGUCAUGAGUCAGGAGCUUCGAUCAAAAUUGAUGAACCUCUAGAAGGGUCUGAAGAUCGGAUCAUUACCAUUACAGGAACACAGGACCAGAUACAGAAUGCACAGUAUUUGCUGCAGAACAGUGUGAAGCAGUAUGCAGAUGUUGAAGGAUUCUAAUGCAAGAUAUUUUUUCUUUUUUAUAGUGUGAAGCAGUAUUCUGGAAAGUUUUUCUAAGACUAGUGAAGAACUGAAGGAGUCCUGCAUCUUUUUUUUUUUAUCUGCUUCUGUUUAAAAAGCCAACAUUCCUCUGCUUCAUAGGUGUUCUGCAUUUGAGGUGUAGUGAAAUCUUUGCUGUUCACCAGAUGUAAUGUUUUAGUUCCUUAAAAACAGGGUGGGGGGGGGAAGGGCGUGCAAAAACUAACAUUGAAAUUUUGAAACAGCAGCAGAGUGAGUGAAUUUUAAUUUUUGUUCAUUGUUGGUGGUUUAAAAGAAAAAAUUCCCCCCAUGUAAUUAUUGUGAACACUUUGCUUUGUGGUCACUGUAACAUUUUGGGGGGUGGGACAGGGAGGAAAAGUAACAAUAGUCCAUUUGUCCCUGGCAUCUAUUCAGAGCAGUGUGCAGAAUGUAAUGCUCUUUUGUAAGAAACGUUUUAUGAUUUUUAAAAUAAAUUUAGUGAACCUA
Molecule: messenger RNA, 2159 nt
Organism: Mustela lutreola (European mink)
Lineage: Eukaryota; Metazoa; Chordata; Mammalia; Carnivora; Mustelidae
Gene: HNRNPK
Product: heterogeneous nuclear ribonucleoprotein K
Exons: 16
Coding region: 261-1655 (464 amino acids)
Biological process (GO): regulation of transcription by RNA polymerase II; regulation of mRNA splicing, via spliceosome
Cellular component (GO): nucleus; cytoplasm
Molecular function (GO): mRNA binding
Source: RefSeq, a predicted model, not a curated record